Mus musculus (house mouse) is the source of this 8436-nucleotide messenger RNA. RefSeq names its product DEP domain containing MTOR-interacting protein (gene Deptor). Bases 71 to 1300 code for a protein of 409 amino acids. The transcript has 9 exons. Gene Ontology annotation, cellular component: lysosomal membrane. Lineage: Eukaryota; Metazoa; Chordata; Mammalia; Rodentia; Muridae. Gene Ontology annotation, biological process: negative regulation of TOR signaling; intracellular signal transduction. The record is from RefSeq and is marked validated.
ACAUUGAUCCAAACGCCAGGCGCACCCGCCGGGACAGCAAAGGCAGAGUGGCAACCGCGCGGUCAGGAACAUGGAAGAGGGCAGCAGCGGCGGCAGUGGUAGCAGCGACAGCAACGCCGGCGGGAGCGGCGGGGUGCAGCAGAGAGAGCUGGAACGCAUGGCUGAAGUCCUAGUUACGGGAGAGCAGCUCCGGCUGCGGCUCCAUGAAGAAAAGGUUAUUAAAGAUAGACGGCACCAUCUCAAAACCUACCCAAACUGCUUUGUUGCAAAAGAGCUGAUUGACUGGCUCAUUGAACAUAAGGAGGCCUCUGACCGAGAGACGGCGAUAAAACUCAUGCAGAAAUUAGCCGACCGGGGCAUCAUUCAUCACGUGUGUGAUGAGCACAAGGAAUUCAAGGAUGUAAAACUCUUCUACCGCUUUAGGAAGGAUGAUGGGACCUUUGCACUGGACAGUGAGGUGAAGGCCUUCAUGAGAGGACAGAGGCUCUAUGAAAAACUGAUGAGCCCUGAAACUACACUCCUCCAGCCUAGAGAGGAGGAGGGGGUGAAGUAUGAGCGGACCUUCAUGGCAUCCGAAUUCCUGGACUGGUUGGUUCAGGAAGGUGAAGCCACAACAAGGAAAGAGGCAGAGCAGCUUUGCCACCGGCUUAUGGACCAUGGGAUCAUCCAGCAUGUGUCUAACAAGCACCCGUUUGUGGACAGCAACCUCCUCUACCAGUUCAGAAUGAACUUCCGUCGGAGGCGGAGGCUGAUGGAGCUGCUCAAUGAGACGUCCCCGUCCUCUCAGGAGACGCAUGACAGUCCCUUCUGUCUGAGGAAGCAGAGCCACGACAGUCGGAAAUCUACCAGCUUUAUGUCAGUCAGCCCCAGCAAGGAGAUCAAGAUCGUGUCUGCCGUGCGGAGGAGCAGCAUGAGCAGCUGCGGCAGCAGUGGCUACUUCAGCAGCAGCCCCACACUCAGCAGCAGCCCCCCUGUGCUCUGCAACCCCAAAUCUGUGCUGAAGAGACCUGUCACUUCUGAGGAACUCUUGACUCCGGGGGCUCCGUACGCAAGGAAGACAUUCACGAUUGUUGGUGACGCAGUUGGCUGGGGCUUUGUGGUACGAGGAAGUAAACCAUGCCACAUCCAGGCUGUGGACCCCAGUGGACCUGCAGCCGCUGCAGGGAUGAAGGUCUGUCAGUUUGUCGUCUCUGUCAAUGGCCUCAACGUGCUGAAUGUAGACUACCGCACCGUGAGCAAUCUGAUUCUGACAGGCCCAAGGACAAUUGUCAUGGAAGUCAUGGAGGAGUUGGACUGCUGAGCACAGAGACAUCCCUGCUUGUCCCCUAUCCCAGAACAACACAACAGUGGCGAGGCAAGGCUGCCAGGCACAUGGAUAAUUGGGACAUUGCAGAUCUUUUCUCUGAUCAUAUGCACCUUGUCUUUCAUACGCUGUUUGAAUGUGGAAGAACCAGGUUACAUAUCUUUAAAAACCAAAACACAGCAGGGGCUUGGUGGCUCAAGUCUAUAAUCCCAGCAUUCAGGAGGGCAAGGCAGAAGUGCUGCAAAUUCAAGGCAAGCGUCUACUAACAGUGUGAGUGCCUGUCUCAAAAACCACACUCGGGAUCUUUCCACACAAGUGCACAUACCACACACAUGCACACACACACACAUGCACACCACACACACACGCACCAAAGCCCAGUUUAGAGUUCUCAAUCAUUGUUCUUCAUGUUUUCGGGAAGUUGUUGUGAAACCAAAUUAGCAACAUGGAAAAAUGCCAUUUUUAGAAGGUCAUAGAAUAGUUACUACAUAUUUUACGUCAUGCCUACUGUGCUUGUGUGGUAAGAAUAAGGAACCAGCACCUGCAAUCUGGGCUACUUAGGAUGCUGAGGCAGGAGGAUGAUCACUUGAGUUCUGGUAGUAAUGUGAGCCUGGGCAACAUAGUGAAACCCCACAUUAAUUUAAAAAAAAAAAAAAAAAAAAAGGUUUUACCAAUAUUAGUCUGAAUCUGUUUAGGUAGGUCUAGAUUUCAUCCAGCUUAAAAUAAAAGUAGCAUCCCCAGAAAUGUGGCCAGCUAACACAAAUUUCCAAGAAUGUCCUUAAAGCAUUCAACACCUUAGAAGCAGUCAUCACAAAGUAAACUUUCUUCCUCUGUUUUAGGGGUUUUGUUGUUGUUGUUUGUUUGUUUGUUUGUUUGUUUUGAAAAGGUCUUGCUAGGUAGCCCCCAGCUAUUGACUUCUUAAUUUCUGCCUUUGUCACCAACUUUCACCUUAGCCUGUUUCAGUUGCAUCUUGAGGUGAAAGAUAAAACAGACCACUGUGCCGUGGGUGAUGGGAAUAGACAAGGGAUGCCACCACCAACCCGCCUGCCCCUCUUUGCUCUCACUGGAUCUGUGUGGUUUUGCCUUAUAAGUCAACUCCAGUAGCUUUUUGGUGUUCACGUGAAAUAUACUGAUCGUGAAAGCAAAGAGGUCUGUCCUUACCUGUGUAAGACUCAGAGUCUCUGGCAAGAUUGCACUUGGCAAGUGUCCACAUUUAAGGGACUUGGCUUUAGUGGGACAAAACUUGAAACUCCAAAUGCCUUCUUAGCCUGGAUUUUUACAAGCCUUCUCGUGUCAUGGGAUGUGAUGCCAAUUUAGGGAUCUGCUUGCCACUACAAGCUCCAUCUUGGUUUAGAUUUCUUCAUCUCACGAAUAUUUUCUUGAUCUAGAAAAGACUUCCUUUGAACCAGAUAUCGUAGCAUGUUCCUGUAAUCCCAGCACCCAGGAAGUGGAGGCAGAAAGAUCAGGUGUUCAAAGGGGACCCUGUGUGAAAACAAAACAAAACAAAAAUGGAGACAAGGAAGUGCAUUGGGGUAUUGGUAUGUAGAGGAUAUUCCUCAGAGUGCCAAAUGAGAGCCAUUUUACAUAGUGAAUUUUGACAGAGAUGCAACUUUCUAGUUAUGCAUUAACAAGAUGGUAAUGCCAUAGAGUUAUGCCUAAGUGAUUUCUUAAUGAGAUGUGAUAAUCAUGUAUUGGUAUUAGUAGAGUGGAUUUUAUUAACACGUUAAUCCAACUUUUCUAGCUUUAGUAAGAAAACAAGAUUUUGAAGUGCCAUGGGGAUGGCUGAUAUUACUAUUGUCAGUCUUUUGUUUAUGUUGCUGUAGCAUUUAUUGACGGCGUUCUCCUUUGCUCCUCCUCACACCCUUUUAAGAUAGAUAUUAUUACCUUCAUUUUUCAAGUGGGGAGACUAGGUCUGAGCAAAUUCAGUGGUCUUCAAGUUGGAGCACCUGCUGUAACUACCAUGUACUACAGUGCAUUUCUCCAGUGCUCCAACCCCUUGCCUUUCUGCCCAGACUUCCUCUUUAGAGGCCUUGCGUUUAGCCUUCGCUCCGGUGUGCUAAGACCUUAUGGUUACUUUGCUGUUGUUCUUGUUUUAUUGAUCUUAUGGUUACUUUGCUGUUGUUCUUGUUUUAUUGGUCUAAGAGGUGAGGGCCAUCAUCAUCAUCCAUCUUGUGAAUGACGAACGCUGUUCCUAAGUGGGUUGGUUCGUCAUAUGCUCAAAACAGCCCGGCUACUAAAUAGGAGGCCUUACCACAUGGCUUGAAUUUCUGUCUGUCUGUUUGGUUGGUUGGUUUUAAGACAGUGUCAAGCUCCUGAUUCUGUACUUCCUAAGUAAGAUUACAUACUCACAGCCCCACACUCCCCACACUCCCCACACUCGGGCUAACACAGGCUCACAGCCCCACAUUCGGAUGCGAUAGCACCUUAGAAGAUGAAUCUCAGCUAGUUUCUGUCUUUGGUGUUCCUUGCCUGUCAAGAUAGCAGGAGUACUUGUGGGUUACUACAUCCUUCUUGCUGCUCACCUCCAAAUGCCCUUUGCCUUGAACCCUAGAUCCUAUCAUUUCCCUUUAGCCAAACUCAGAACCUCAGAAGCCCCUGUCUGUCAGAGAGGGAGUGAAGAACAGUUUGGCUGACCUCUUAGGGUUCUUCUUAUCCCCAGUUUAAAGACCAAGUGCCAGAGAAUAUUUUUUUUUCUUCUGUUUUUCGAGACAGGGUUUCUCUGUAUAUCCCUGGCUGUCCUGGAACUCACUCAGUAGACCAAGUUGGCAUCAAACUCAGAAUUCCACCUGCCUCUGCCUCCCAAGUGCUGGGAUUGAAGGUGUGCACCACCACUGCCUGGCUGAGAACUUUUUUUUUUUUUUUAAAGAUUUCUUAUUUGUUUUUCAUUACAGGUGGUUGUGAGCCAUCAUGUGGUUGGUGGGAUUUGAACUCAUGACCUCCCGAAGAGAAGUGGAUGCUCUUUAACCACUGAGCCAUCUCACCAGCGAGAACAUUUUUUUUUAAAGAUAGGGUAUUGGUGACAGUUGGCGGGUCUCCCUACAGGAUGUGAUAUAGUCACAGUGAGUCUCCCUUUCUUUCUUUCUUUUUUAUUUUUUGUUUGUUUGUUUUUCGAGACAUGGUUUCUCUGUAACCCUGGCUGUCCUGGAACUCACUUUGUAGACCAGCUGGCCUCGAACUCAGAAAUCCGCCAGCCUCUGCCUCCCGAGUGCUGGGAUUAAAGGUGUGUACCAACACACCCGGCGAGUCUCCCUUUCUUAACCCCAUGAGGAUAAUCCUUCGCCACCAUGAUGUGCUCUCCUAACUCAUUUUGGGCACUGUUACCUACACACGUCCUCUUUUCAUAGACAAGGAAACUGAGAACAAACAAGGUACAAAAAAAAAAAAAAAAAAAAAAAAAAAAGAUAGGGUGUUGGUGGUCAUAGUGCACACCUUUAACCCUAGCCCUCUGGAGGCAGAGACAGGUAGAGGCAGAUCUCUGUGAGUUAGAGGCCAGCCUGGUCUACAGAGCUUGUUCUAGGACACCCAGGGCUACACAGAGAAAUCUUAUCUCAAAAAACCAAAAAAUAAAAAAAAAAAAAUUAAAAAGCUAUUGCUGUGUAGCAUAGGCUGUCCUCAAACUCAUACUAAUCUUCCUACCUCGGGGAAUUAAUCUUUCUUUCUCUCUCUGUCUGUCUGUCUGUCUCUCUCUCUCUCUCUGUCUCUCUCUCUCUCUUUCUCUCCCUCGCUCCUUCCUCCACAUGCAAACACACACAGCCUCAUAAAAUAAUUAAUAAAUACUCGUGGUCCCCUAGAGCCCUGUUGGACUCAUUCAGUAUUUGCAUAUGUGCUAUCUUAUUUUUAGAAUGUUACUUCUCCCUCUUUGUGCCCACCCCCUCCCCCCGAUUAUUUUUAUUAGCUCCUUUGGGUGUGUGUGUGUGUCAUCUUAGAGAAAUCUUUGCCACAUCCCCAAAGAUGUUCCUAUUUUAAAUUCUCCAAAUUCCUACAGACCAAUAAAUCCCAUCCAAACCUCUAUUAGAGCACAGUCACUUUUAGAAUGUCCUUGCUUGGUCACAUGCCUGUCUCCCUCAGUAGACGCUCAGCAUCUGCAGAUCGAGGACUGUUUGGUACCCAAAGUCUAGCCUUCACCUGUUCCUUGCCCAAAAUAGUACAUUAGCUACUUACUGUUGUCUGAUGGGCAACCCCCAAACUAUAUCACACAAUAGCUCCUUUUAUUUGCUCACGACUCUGAGGGUUGUCAGCAUUUGGCUGAUGUGACCAACCACUGCUCCAAAGGUGCCAGGAGGUCUACACACACGUUUGUAUUCGGUGAGCUAGUUGUCGGAGGCCUUUUGUUCUUGGAAGCUGCUGUCAUUUGAUUCUUGAAUGUCUGUCUCCCAAAGUCCCAUGUGUUAAUAAGUUCUUUUCACUAGGGUGGCAACACUGGGACAAGGUAGAACCAGCCACACAUUUCAGCACUCGGUGGGUGGAGGAGGCAGGAGGAUCAGGAAUUCACUGACAUCCUUGGUAACAAAGCAAGUCUGAGACCACAUAAAAUAUUGCCUCAAAGAUGCAAACGAAGAAGUGGUAGGACCUGAUGAGAGAACUGCAGGGACCUGGGGAGUUUGCCCCUGGUGGGACUGUGGGACCCCAGCUUUUUUUCAUCAUUUAUUUCUUGGCCCUGAGACAAGUCAUUUGGUUUGACCAUUUGCUCCUACACAGUGUCCUGACUUAUCACAUGCCUCACUGGUGAGUUAGUACCGAAUGGGGCCAAUCAGUUAUGGACUAAAAUCUCAAAAACUGUGAGCCAAAAAUAACCCUUUUCUCUUUAUCAGGUAAUUACCACAGGUAUCUUGUUAUAGUGAGAGAAAUCCGUCUAACACAGAUGGCCUCAUGCAAACCACUCCAAGCCACAGUUCCAGGUCGUGUAGUUCCAGACAAUCUAGAGACAACCUGCAACCUUCUCUUCUGUAGCUCAGAAACGAAACACUUUGACUUUCUUCAAUUCAAACAGCUAGCUGGAGAGAGAGCACAGUGGCAAAGAGCCUAGAUUGCUCUUCCAGAGGACUUGAGUUUGCUUCCUAAAAUUACAUAAUGGCUCACAACAGUCCAUUGCUCUAGUGGCACAAGAUCUGACACCCUCUUCUGAUCUUCUUGGGUACCAGGGGCGCACAUGGUACACAAAUAUAGAUAUAAUGCAAAACAUCCAUAUACAUAUAAUUAAAGUGAAUAAAUACUUGAAAAUGGGUUAAUAAAUAAAACCAGCCCAGAGUCCAGGAACAGAGAAAUAAGCAGUACCUUUUAUGAGAAGACCUGCAUAGAAUCUGUGGCCAAUUUUAAUUCUCUAAAAAUAAAUACAGAGGAGCCAUUAUUAGUUUAAUGCAGUUAUUGAACGCUUUAGACUCUCGAAUCAAAUUCUUACCCAGCCAUUGGAUGGGAGUGAGAUGUACCUGAAGGCUGGUUUAUAACAAAACCUUCCAAGUCCAUGGGUCCUAAAAUGUCAGUGCUGCUUGGGCUGGGUAGAACACAGUUUAAUCAUCUCAUUGAUUAGUGAAUGAGGCAUAAAACAAUCUUGGACUAUACCCAGACUUGUGCAGCUUGGCCGAAUUCCUUGAGUCUCUUGCCUUCCAUCCCUGUCACAGUAGAUUCUUCUGUGGGAUAAAGUCAUUCAGCUGAAACAGGUUUAUGGCACUGUGGACUCAAAAGUGGCAUCAGGGAUCUUUGAAGAGAAGGGGGAGGAUCAUCUGCUAUUGUUAUUUGUUUCAAAUACCAAGGUCUUAUUCUGUAUGUAUUCCAAGUUGGCCAGGAACUUCUAGUAUAGCACAGGCUAGUCUUAAAUUCAUAGCCAUCCUCCUGCUUCAGCCUCCUGAGGACUUGAAUUAUAGGCCCGAGCUACCAUGCCUGUUUAAAUGAGUUUGGUCUUCAUGUGGAUUUGUGUCUGUGAUCUUCAAAGAGGAAACGGUAUUUACUUAUUCACUGCCUGAGAUAACAUUUAACUGCGCAUCUUGGACAUAUUCUUCCUUGUUCCCUUAUAAAAUGUAUUUUCAAAGCCAGGCAAGAAGGCUCACACCUAUAAUCCCAGUAUUCAGGAAGUGGAGACAGGAGAGUUGUGGUGAGAGGCCAGCCUGGACUACAGAGACUUUGUCUCAAAAACAAAACUAGAUAAGAAAUUCUAGACUCUUUUUUUUGUUUGUGUGUGGUGUUUAUGUUUUGAUGAUAGAAAGACAGAUUUUGUUUUUUGUUUCUUCAUUAACACAGUAUAUGAAUUAGAAGGGCUUUUUUUUUAUUAAAAUGAAAACUGCAUUAUCUUUUUUACUGUUUCUGCCUUCUGAAGUUUAAUUACAACUGGGCAGGGUGGCUCACAGCACAAAGAUUCGUGCUGGAGAAUGGAAUUUGAGGCUAUCCUGGCUAUACACAGAGACCCUAUCUAAAAACUAAUUUAUUAGGUCUAGUAUCUCACACCUCUAAUCGAAGCACUGCAGAGACAGAAGGAUCACCACAUCUAAGGCUAGCCUGGGCUACAUGUGAUACCCAAAAGACAUAAUAAGGAAAUUCAUUGAGAAAUGGAAGGGAAUGUGAGGAAGAUCAGCCAUCUUUGCCUAGAUGAGGUGUGGCUGACUUUAUAGAUCACGUGACAGGUGCCUCUGCUUUGGAAGGACAGACACCAGGUUAAGAAUAUCACUGCUUUCUAUUCAAAUGGAUUUCCUGAGUUUCCAAAUCUUUCCUUUCAAAUGUAUUGUGGAGAUAGUCAACUUCAAGGCCAAUUUUGAACCCUUGGUACUGACUCUGGCUGCUAUGAAUUCUGUUUUACUUUGACUAUAAAUGAUCAGAAUAACUCCAGAGCACUGUGGUGUUUCUGACUGGUUGAAAUUGAUGAUUGACAUUAAUAAUGAUUUCCUGCCACCUGAACUUCAGGUAUGAUGCAUAUUUCUUCACUGCAGAACCAAAAGGACAAAUGAGCUGUAUGCCAAAAUGAAGUUUGCCGUCAAAGAUCGCAUAUAGUAUUGUUAAAUAAGUUUAAAAGUACUUAAUAUAUGGCUUUAUUUUAAAAUUUCUUGAGUGUGAUUUGCUAUCUUUAAUAAAACUGUACCAUAAUACUUAAGAUGAUUGUAUGAAAACACAGUAGCAUGAAAUAAAUGUUACAUUUUUAAAAAUUA